AUGACCAAAGUGUUCAGAGAGACUGUUGUGGAAAUUUGGGGAUCCCGAGCGAUUAAUUAUGGUUUGCUUUCUGCGAUAUUCAUUAUAGUAAACUCGAUUAUCGGAUCAGGGAUUUUUUCAACACCUGCAUCAGUUUACAAACAUGCAGGUUCUGUGGGCUUGUCGUUAAUGCUCUGGCUAGCAGGAGGAUUUAUAUCCUUGUGUGGUUCAUCGAUGGCUUUAGAGUUUGGCACCGGUAUACCUGUUUCAGGUGGAUUGAAGAAUUAUUUAGAGCGUUCAUUACCGAACAGGCGCCUUCUCGGUACUUGCUUUUACAUUUUCUAUUGCACCUUCUUGCAAGUUUCAACAUCUUCAGCAAUCUCAUUUGCCAACUACAUUCUCCUCGCGGCAGGACAGGAGGUCACAACUUGGAAGAUGCGUGGUGUCGCUAUUGCAAGUGUCUCAUUUGCGGUUUUGAUAUUUGCUUUCUUUCCAAGAGCUGCGAUGUAUACAAACAAUAUGUUUGGUGCCAUUAAGAUUAUUAUGCUGUUAUUUGUUAUCUUCACAGAUAUAAAAACAGGAUUUGCAGCAUUGGGAGGUCACAACAAACUUGAAGAAAAGCCUGACAAUUUCAAUCCUAAAACAUUAUUUCAAGGCACAAAAACAAAUGUAUAUGACAUUUCAACAGCACUCCUGAAUUGUAUCUUCUCAUAUCAAGGAUAUGAUCAGGUGAACGCGAUUCUUUCAGAGGUUAGGAAUCCAGAAUCCAUUGCAAUGGCGACCGUAACUAUACUCAGUAUCCUGGCAAAUGUUGCUUAUUUUGCUGGUGUAUCGGUUGAUCAGUUUCAUGACAAUGGUGUUACGGUAGCUGGGUUCCUCUUUCUUAACGUGUUAGGUGACAAAGCGGGAAAUCAAGUUCUGCCUGUUCUAAUCGCGUUAUCAGCCCUAGGACAUCUCAUUUCAAUGUCAAAAUCAAUCUCAGUAGUUUUGCAGGUGCUCGCUAAGGAGGAUGUUCUCAUAUUCAACGACAUUUUCACAAGCAGCAAACCGUUUGGAAGCCCACUAGCCGGCCUUGGUGUUGUGUGGGUUGUAACAAUCAUCUUUGUUUGUGCUCCACCAGCAGGUGAAGCUUAUGACUUCGUGGUUUCGUUAAGUUCAUAUCCCUACACGCUUAUGCUAUUUUUAUGUACGGUGGGAGCCGUUAAGUUGCGUUACUUCGAUAAUGAUUGGAAUCCGCCGUUCAAAGCACCAAUUCUUGGACUCAUUGUAUUCAUCCUUGCCUGUCUAUUCUUACUCAUCGCGCCUUUCGUUCCUCCAAAAGAUAAUGACUCAAAUAUCCCUUAUUAUUUGUCAUCCGUGGUAUCAUUAUCAAUUACUCUGCUUGGAGUCGUUUGGUACUUUGUCAGAUUCAUCAUUGCACCAUUCCUGUUUCGCUACAAACUUGUUCCCAAGUACAAAGACCUUCCAGAUGGAUCUAGGAUUACACGAUAUAAACGCAUUAGUAAGUAAUAAUUGUAUUUUUU
This is a messenger RNA of Wallemia mellicola CBS 633.66, 1502 nucleotides long. Its product is annotated as amino acid transporter. The record is from RefSeq and is a predicted model, not a curated record. The transcript has 5 exons. The coding region runs from base 1 to 1488 and encodes 495 amino acids. Gene Ontology annotation, molecular function: L-amino acid transmembrane transporter activity. Gene Ontology annotation, biological process: amino acid transmembrane transport. Lineage: Eukaryota; Fungi; Basidiomycota; Wallemiomycetes; Wallemiales; Wallemiaceae. Gene Ontology annotation, cellular component: membrane.